Salvia splendens (bonfire salvia) is the source of this 1573-nucleotide messenger RNA. Its product is annotated as serine/threonine-protein phosphatase PP2A-2 catalytic subunit. Gene Ontology annotation, molecular function: protein serine/threonine phosphatase activity. NCBI's taxonomy places the organism in Eukaryota, Viridiplantae, Streptophyta, Magnoliopsida, Lamiales, Lamiaceae. Bases 181 to 1122 code for a protein of 313 amino acids. The transcript is spliced from 11 exons. The record is from RefSeq and is a predicted model, not a curated record.
GGACUUUUCGGUAAUUUUGACAAACUCCCUUCGAUUUCCUCGCCACUCCUCUCUACUCUGCAGUAUCCACCUGUCACCAUCUUCGCCCCAGAGCGAGAAAAGGCAACCAAAGCAACGACGCCGUCGGAGGAAUCGAUCGCAUCGGAAAAUCGAGGAAUCUAGGGUUUGAUUCCACACCUGAUGGACGCGGCGGCCGGUGGCGGGGGAACCAAUGGCAACCUCGACGAACAAAUCGCGCAGCUCGUGCAGUGCAAGCCCUUAUCCGAGCCUGAGGUAAGGGUGUUAUGUGGCAAGGCCAAGGAGAUCCUGACGCAAGAGAGCAAUGUGCAGCCAGUUAAAAGCCCAGUUACUAUAUGUGGUGAUAUUCAUGGUCAGUUCCAUGAUCUUGCUGAGCUUUUCCGGAUUGGUGGGAAGUGUCCGGAUACAAAUUAUUUGUUUAUGGGAGAUUAUGUUGAUCGAGGAUACUACUCUGUGGAGACAGUGUCGCUCUUGGUGGCUUUGAAAGUGCGUUAUCCUCAAAGGAUCACUAUUCUACGUGGAAAUCAUGAAAGCCGUCAGAUUACUCAGGUUUAUGGGUUUUAUGACGAAUGCUUGCGAAAAUAUGGAAGCGCCAAUGUGUGGAAGACCUUCACAGAUCUUUUUGACCUCCUUCCUCUUACUGCACUGGUUGAGUCAGAAAUCUUUUGUCUCCAUGGUGGAUUGUCUCCAUCCAUAGAAACUCUUGAUAAUGUCCGUAGUUUCGACCGUGUUCAAGAAGUUCCUCAUGAAGGGCCUAUGUGUGACCUUUUGUGGUCUGAUCCUGAUGAUCGAUGUGGCUGGGGUAUCUCUCCAAGGGGUGCUGGAUAUACAUUUGGCCAAGACAUCUCGGAGCAAUUCAACCAUACAAACAACUUGAAGCUUAUUGCUAGAGCUCACCAGCUGGUUAUGGAGGGAUUUAACUGGGCUCAUGACCAAAAGGUUGUUACUAUCUUCAGUGCACCUAAUUAUUGUUACCGCUGUGGAAACAUGGCAUCUAUUCUUGAAGUUGAUGACUGCAAGGGACAUACUUUUAUUCAGUUUGAGCCAGCUCCCAGACGUGGUGAGCCAGAUGUAACUCGAAGAACACCAGAUUACUUUCUCUGAAGUAGCUGGAGGGGUUGCCGAGUUGUGCAAGGCAGAUACCUGCUAACUGUUUUGUGUGUCGAUAGCUGCCUAUAAUUUUUACUGCAAGUAUCAAUCAAUUGGGUGGUAGAAAGCAUAAAAACGAAGUCUGGUUCUGCUUUCGUCGGUUCAGCUGUUACAACAGAGACAUACUGCAAAAGAGGCAGUGGAGCUGCUGGCUGUGCUGUCCAUUAACAUACGCUACUGAUGCAAAGAUGUGGAAAUUUCUCCCACUUUCCCUUUUUUCGAUUUUUAGUUUACCAUAUUUUAUACAAAGACUACAUUAAAUUUUGUCUCUCCAUAACCUUUUGUCAUUACAAAAGGUUGUAGAGGAGAGAAUUUUAUUACUUCCUAAACAUUUCUUGUGGAUGCUGUUUUAUUGAUGCUGUUUUAUUCUUUUGUUCCUGCUAUUAACGAAUGGUCAUUUGAUCCA